Molecule: messenger RNA, 573 nt
Organism: Erinaceus europaeus (western European hedgehog)
Lineage: Eukaryota; Metazoa; Chordata; Mammalia; Eulipotyphla; Erinaceidae
Gene: C8H8orf90
Product: chromosome 8 C8orf90 homolog
Exons: 2
Coding region: 1-573 (190 amino acids)
Source: RefSeq, a predicted model, not a curated record
AUGGCGUCCCCCAGCUCUGGAGACCCUAGCCCUGCAGGCCUGCCCCCUCCUCCCACAGCCACUCCAGGACCUGGACCGUGUCCCCUGGGUCCUGCAGCCCCCAAGGAGCCUCCUUUCCCGGACAUCUACGGCGGGGACGCGCAGCUGUGGGAGGCGCACUUCCGCGGCAUCGGGCGCGCCUACCGCGCGCUGGGCAAGGAGGACGACUUCGCCAUCCGCGUGCUCACGGAGGACUUUACGCUGCCCUACCCGUUCGCCUGGCCGCCUGGCCCCGAGCCCGCGCACGGGCCGCUCUUCUACGACCCGCACGACCGCACGGGCUUCGACUUCCUGCUGCGGGGCCCGGGCGCACCGCCCCCCGCGCUGCUGCGGCCCCUGCACGCCACGGCGCAGGCCGCCCUCCGCAGGCGGCGCCUGGAGCAGCUGGCGCUCAGCUACGCGGGCGCCGCCCAGCGUCCCGGCCUGGUCCUGCUCGCCCCCGGCCCCGCAGCCCCGCCCGCCUUCCCGGGGGCUCCCGGGCCCGAGGUCCCCGCGCAGCUGCCUUCGCCCGCGGGCGCCCCCAGGCUGGGCUAG